Molecule: messenger RNA, 2040 nt
Organism: Rhododendron vialii
Lineage: Eukaryota; Viridiplantae; Streptophyta; Magnoliopsida; Ericales; Ericaceae
Exons: 3
Coding region: 1-2040 (679 amino acids)
Molecular function (GO): RNA-DNA hybrid ribonuclease activity; nucleic acid binding
Source: RefSeq, a predicted model, not a curated record
AUGAUGAACAGUAGCUUUGGAGGGUGUGCGGGACAACGGAAGCCCAAAGGGCAUGGAAAGGCUAAAGAACCAAAGGAGACAGAAAUCUGUCCAGCCGCUACCCGUAGCCCAAAAAUGGCGGCCGGUGGUUCAAAAAGUCCGACGCUCGUCUGCCGCACAUAUCGAAGCUGUCAUGACAGAAGUGGAUCAACUGUUGGAGGCAGGCGUCAUUCAGGAAGUCUUAUAUCCCUCUUGGCUUGCCAAUCCAGUGGUCGUACCGAAGAAAAUGGGAAACUAAGGGUUUGUGUUGACUACACAAACCUCAACGACGCUUGUCCUAUGGAUAGGUUUCCCCUUCCUCGGAUUGAGCAAAUGGUGGACGCAACAGUAGGGUGCGAGCGGUUGAGCUUUAUGGAUGCGUAUCGAGGCUAUCACCAAAUAGCGUUGGAUCCGGAAGAUCAGAAGAAGACGACCUUUAUUUCUCCUCGGGGCACUUACUGCUACAAGGUCGUUCCGUUCGGCCUGAAGAAUGCUGGAGCAACCUUCCAACGCUCCAUCACAAAGAUGUUUCCCGGAAUGGUCGGCAAAACAGUAGAAGCCUAUAUCGAUGAUCUGGUUUGCAGAAGCACGUUUGCUCGGGACCACCUUCGGGACUUGGGAGAGGACUUUGCUGUUUUGAAACAACGGAAGCUGCGUCUCAAUGCCGAGAAAUGUGCGUUUGGCGUAAGCUCGGGGAAGUUCCUGGGUUACAUGGUAAGUCGCCGAGGGAUAGAAGCUGAUCCUACACAAAUCUUGGCCAUACAAAAUCUCCGAGCUCCGACUAUUAUUAAAGAGGUACAGUGGCUUACGGGAAUGGUUGCUGACCUAAACCGUUUCAUCCGACGUUCGAGUGAUCUCUGCCGUCCGUUUUUCCGAGCAAUCACCACUAGCCGACGCAGAUUCGAAUGGACCGAAGAGUGCGAGCAUGCUUUGCAAUCUUUAAAGCAAUACCUGUCCCACGCUCCUUUGCUCGUCAAGCCCCUACCCGACGAAGAUCUGUAUCUUUACCUUGCUGUUUCUAACCAUGCAACGAGUGCGGUUCUUGUUCGGAAAGAGGGAAUGGAGCAUCAACCAAUCUUCUAUUCCAGCAAAACUAUGACGGACUCUCAGACGAGGUACCUGCCUAUGGAGAAAUUGGCAUUGGCUCUCACGGACACGUCGAGCCGGAUCCUGAAAUUCUCUCAAGACUUGGCCAACUUCGACAUCCAGUUUGAGCCUCGGACAGCUAUCAAAGGUCAGGCCUUGGCCGACUUCUUUGCCGAACUCACUCAUGGAUUGCAAGAUGAAGCCAACGCUUUGGCCAACGCCGCCGAAGAAGCUCGGAUUCAGGAAGAAGAGGUUUUGGAGGGACCGUCCAGCCGUCCUGCGGAGCCAUUCCGUGCUCGGUACUCCCUUGGACGAAAGAAACACAAGCGGCAAUGGAAGCUCUGCUCCGGCGACGCUUGGCGACUGACCGUCGAUGGAGCUUCUAAUGUUCACGGAGCUGGUGCGGGCAUCGUCCUUGUGUCACCGAGCGGGACUGUGCAUGAAAGCGUGGUCUCGAUUGGGUACACGGCGACGAACAACGAGGCGGAGUAUGAAGCUUUGAUUGCAGGCCUCCAACUUGCUCUUCGGCUGGAUGCAGAUUCGGUUCAUAUCUUUUGUGACUCUCAACUCAUUAUGGGCCAUUUAAAAGAUGAUUAUCAAGCCAAAGAUCAGCGUAUGAAUGCUUACGUAAGCCACGUAUUGGCUCUGUUCGGAAGAUUUCGCCGAGUAGAAGUGGAAUGGAUCGCUCGGGAACAUAAUGCACAUGCCGACGCCUUGGCAGGUCUUGCUUCGGUUUACAAGACCUCGGGCAGUCGCACUAUUACCUUUGACGAGGUCGCCAAACCGAGCUUCGAACAGCCGUGUGAACAGGUCAUGGCCAUUUCCCUCGGACAGAGUCAACUGGAUCCAGUGAUUGAUUAUUUGAAGAACCAGGUGUUGCCACCGAACAAGCGCAAAGCGUACAACUCCGUUGCCGAGCGGCCAAUUUUUUCCUGA